AUGGCGAGGCUGUGCGAGCGCAAACCCCAUCUUCUCCCCCGCGUUAGUGCGAACGAACAUUCAGCUCCCCCCUUUCGUGCUUCCGCCCCCGAUUUCGCUGCCUCCGCCCCUCUCCGGCCUCCGCUCCGGCGCACUCACACCAAGAUGGAAGCCCUCAACUUGUCGCUGCUCACGGACCAGACCGCGCCGCGCGGAUUGAUUCCACCCACCGCAGCCGGAUCUAGCACCGUCGUAGCAGCCGCCACCGCGGAGCUCGUGGUCGACGCCCCGCAACAGGCUGUCCUCCCCAACAGCAAGCGGAAGCGGCUGGGGCAGCACGUUGUCGCCGCUCCUCCCGCUGUUGCUGCCCCUCCCGUACCCGCUCCGACCAAGCGGGUGAAGAGGCCGGCCAACAAGCCGCCGGCGCAGAAGAAGCUGGCGCUGAAGAAACCCGCUGCGAAGAAGCCAGUCACCGCCAAGAUGGCGUCGUUGACAGCUUUGACGGCGGCGAUGGCAAAGGCGUCGUCGGCAUCUGCUGCUGCGCACAAGGUGGUCGACGAAAGUCCCGCCGUUGAUGUUGCGCCAGAGUCGUACAUUGACAUGCCCAACGAGGCGUCCGUCGACAUCGAUUAG
Messenger RNA from Lolium perenne, 612 nucleotides. The record is from RefSeq and is a predicted model, not a curated record. NCBI's taxonomy places the organism in Eukaryota, Viridiplantae, Streptophyta, Magnoliopsida, Poales, Poaceae.